Molecule: messenger RNA, 2693 nt
Organism: Daphnia magna
Lineage: Eukaryota; Metazoa; Arthropoda; Branchiopoda; Diplostraca; Daphniidae
Gene: hay
Product: general transcription and DNA repair factor IIH helicase subunit XPB
Exons: 3
Coding region: 223-2616 (797 amino acids)
Biological process (GO): nucleotide-excision repair; transcription initiation at RNA polymerase II promoter
Cellular component (GO): transcription preinitiation complex; nucleotide-excision repair factor 3 complex; transcription factor TFIIH holo complex
Molecular function (GO): ATP binding; DNA binding; 3'-5' DNA helicase activity
Source: RefSeq, a predicted model, not a curated record
UUUCCCACUAGGAAGACUUUUGUGUGUUAGUUAACAGAGAAACCUGGUGAAACUUACAGGAUUGAAGGUGAUUCUGACUCUACAAAAAAACAAAACAAAAAAACAGUGGUGAAAGUUUCGUUUAGUUAAAACUUGUAACAAAAUAACGUUACCGAUCAGAAAUACUCCGCCUAAUACGUUGAAACUGAAAAACGGUGUGCCCUCCUUUUUUACACGUGCAACAUGGCUGGAGGAAAUCGUAAGUACGGUAAGAAAGAUGGGGACCGUUAUGACGGGUCAAAAAAAAAGUUUGCUGGCAAAAAACGCAAAGAAUUCGAAGACGAAAGUAAUUAUGAUGAAGGAAUUCCAGACGGAACUGAAGCUGAAGGGGUACCAGAAGCUGCAAAGCACAACAUAGAAGUUGAAGGUGAACGGCAAGGAGAAGAUGAAUAUGGGGCAAAAGAUUACAGAGAUUUGCAACUUAAGCCAGAUCACAUGUCCCGACCACUGUGGGUUGCACCCAAUGGCCAUAUUUUUUUGGAGUCCUUCUCACCAGUCUACAAACACGCUCAUGAUUUUCUCAUUGCAAUAAGUGAACCAGUUUGCCGCCCAGAACACAUCCAUGAAUACAAAUUGACAUCAUACUCAUUGUAUGCUGCCGUCAGUGUAGGACUUCAAACUCAUGAUAUCAUAGAAUAUUUGAAACGUCUUAGUAAAACAGCAGUUCCUGAUGGAAUUGUGGAUUUUAUCAAAAUCUCUACCCUCUCAUAUGGCAAGGUCAAAUUGGUACUGAAGCACAAUCGAUAUUUUGUUGAGUCCCAAUAUCCGGAUGUCAUCCAGAAAUUGCUAAAAGAUCCUGUGAUUCAAGAAUGCAGACUUCGUCAUAGUGUGGAAACCACUACUGAUGGGCUUAUCACUCAAGUGCAAUCUAAAGCAACAUCCAUCCAAUUUGGAAAAAGCACUUCAGGAGAGGAUGCAGCAGAAGAUGCACAGGCAAGCAGCAAACCAGUGCCAGAUGACAUUACAAAUUUUUAUGAUAAAAUGGAUAAGGAUGAAGAUGAUGACGAUGAUGGCUCCCUUCAAACUGUCGCAUUCGAAGUGAAUCAAGAAAAAAUUGAAACUAUUCAAAAGCGAUGUAUUCAGCUGGAAUUUCCCUUGUUAGCGGAAUAUGAUUUUCGCAACGAUACCCAUAAUCAAGAUAUUAACAUUGAUUUGAAACCUGCUGCUGUAUUGAGACCAUACCAAGAGAAAAGCCUGCGCAAAAUGUUUGGCAAUGGUCGUGCUCGGUCAGGACUCAUUGUCUUGCCGUGUGGUGCAGGAAAAAGUUUGGUUGGUGUGACGGCCUGUUGCACAGUCCGAAAAAGAGCUUUAGUUCUCUGCAAUUCUGGAGUUUCAGUCGAACAGUGGAAAGCACAGUUUAAAAUGUGGUCAACUGCUGACGAUAGUAUGAUCUGCCGUUUUACGUCCGAUGCAAAAGAUAAACCACACGGAUGCAGCAUUCUGAUUACCACGUUUAAUAUGAUAACACAUCAACAAAAACGUUCGUAUGAAGCAGAUCAAACCAUGAAGUGGCUUCAAGAGCAAGAAUGGGGAAUCAUGGUAUUGGACGAAGUACACACAAUUCCAGCUCGCAUGUUUCGACGUGUUUUGACGAUUGUACAAGCUCAUUGUAAGCUUGGUUUGACCGCCACGCUUGUCCGGGAAGAUGACAAAAUCGCAGAUUUAAAUUUUUUAAUCGGACCAAAGUUGUACGAAGCCAAUUGGUUGGAAUUGCAGAAACGUGGAUUUAUUGCACGCGUACAAUGCGCUGAAGUAUGGUGUCCUAUGAGUCCUGAAUUCUACCGCGAGUAUCUUGCAUGCAAGUCUGCCAAGAAAAUGCUGCUUUUUGUCAUGAACCCGAAUAAGUUCCGGGCUUGUCAGUUCCUCAUUCGCUACCACGAGCGUCGAAAUGAUAAAAUCAUUGUUUUCUCCGACAACGUGUAUGCUCUCAAGCAUUAUGCGCUUACCAUGAACAAGCCUUUUAUUUAUGGCCCGACAUCACAGAACGAAAGGCUUCAAAUUCUUCAGAAUUUUAAGCUAAAUCCAAAAGUCAAUACUAUUUUUGUCAGUAAAGUGGCUGAUACUUCUUUUGAUUUGCCUGAUGCCAAUGUGUUGAUUCAAAUUUCUUCACACGGUGGCUCACGGCGUCAGGAGGCUCAGCGUCUUGGUCGUAUUCUUCGAGCAAAGAAGGGUGCCAUCGCAGAGGAGUAUAACGCGUUUUUCUACACCUUGGUGUCACAAGACACUAUGGAAAUGAGUUUUUCCCGAAAACGCCAACGUUUUUUGGUGAAUCAAGGAUAUAGUUACAAAGUUAUCACCCGCAUGGCAGGAAUGGAUCAAGAUCAAGAGUUACAUUACAAAAACAAAGAGGAGCAAACAAAUCUUUUGCAACUAGUCCUUACUGCGUCAGACAUGGACGCAGAUGAAGAGCGUGUUCCCGGAGAAAUUGGUGGUCGACCAGGUCCAUUCGGACGACGAGUUGGAACAAUGGCAUCAAUGAGUGGUGCCGAUGACGCAGUGUAUAUGGAGUAUAAACGUCCAUCAGCUUCCAGUAACUUAUCUAAACACCCUUUGUUCAAAAAAUACCGUAUGAAGUAAUGGUGUCUAAAAUAAGAAAAUGUGAUCUUCAGAAGUUUGAAUUAUCUUGAAUAAAUGUCUAAAGUGGUUUGUGAUAA